This is a messenger RNA of Rhodotorula toruloides NP11, 846 nucleotides long. RefSeq names its product DUF1275 domain protein. Lineage: Eukaryota; Fungi; Basidiomycota; Microbotryomycetes; Sporidiobolales; Sporidiobolaceae. The transcript is spliced from 6 exons. The record is from RefSeq and is a predicted model, not a curated record. The coding region runs from base 1 to 846 and encodes 281 amino acids.
AUGGGCCGAAGGUUGCGGUGGAGAGACAACAUCCCUAGCAAGGCGUUCGUGGCGCCGCUGACGGCCGUAUCGUUCGUAACGGGCUUGCUUGACGCGACGACCUAUGCAAGCUUCGGCACCUUUGCGAGCGCGCAGACCGGCAACGUCAUUAUUCUUAUUAUCAGCAUCAUUCAUGCUCUCAAGGAAGCGCGACCUAUCAACACGACGGCGUCCCUUGUGGCCUACGUAAUCUGCGGCGGACUGGGAGGACAGAUAGCGAACUUGGUGGGAACACGGAUUCGGUGGUGGGUCAUGUUGUCUUGCUUCCUACAGGUCAUCCUCCUCGCCGUCCCGACUGGACUCGUCUUCCGCCAUGUCCUCGACCCGGACGUGCAGAACGACCAGUGGAUUCUCCUCUUGCUCCUGGCCGCCUCGUCAGGCUUCCAGAUUGCUAUCGCGCGGACUUGCGGCGUCGGUGAGAUCCCGACAGCGAUGCUGAGCACGCCGAUCGCCGACUUAAUCACCGACCCUGCGCUCUUCAAGCCGCAGCUCUGCGGACAGCCAGUAACAGGCCGGAAUCGUCGAAUAGCUUACAUCUUCUCCAUCGUCUCCGGCACCGUCGUCGGAGCCUGGAUGCAUCGCCGUACAGGCUUCAAAUGGACCCUCCUCCUCGGAACGAUCCUGCGCACCGUCAUGCUCGCCUGGGUCGCUGUCUUGCCGGCCGAGACGCAGAAGGAGGCGACCGAGCGGAUGACUAUCGAGCGGUCGACGAGCAGGGGCCGGUGGAAGAAUGGGCUGCAUCGGGAGAUGCUGGGGAUCGAGGAGGAGCCGCAGGUUGACUCGAAUGAAGCAUACGCGCGUGCAUAG